AGCAAACUUGGUAUAUCAAGGUGUCACAGCCCGCCCCGUGUGUGUGUUUGUCGACGCUUGUAUUUCUGUCCGCUCCAUCUACGAUUUUUGGGGCACGAACAUUCGAUUUUCAAUUUGUUAGCACCACGAGAUAAAUAAUACCAAUACCGUGCACUCGAAACCAUGUCGGACGAACCCCGCGCAAAGCGUUCGCGCUUCGAUCAAACAGAGCCAGAGCCAAAGCGAGCAUCUCGAUUCGACAGACGCUCACGGUCUCCUGCUGCGAUAAACUCAGAAGCUAGAGACAGGAGCCCGCUGCGCAACGAAGAGAAUGGCGAAGCUAAGCCUGCUGCUCUUGACCCCGCCGCCGCAGCUGCUGCCGCCGCCGCCCGAAUCAACGCCCAGCUACAGGCUCGCAAGGGCAUUCAGCACGUCGACGUACCCCCAAUUCAAUCAGCCGAUGGAGGCCCUCCUGUCCGCCCUCCUGCGCCAGGUACUGGUGACGCCAACGACAAGCCUCCUAUCCACGGAGAGAUGUAUGUUGCUGGAGGCGAUUUCAUUCAGGAUAUCGAAAUCAACGAUCUGAAGAACCGCUACAUGGUAGCAAAGGCAUCUACACUGCAAAUGAUUAUGAGAGAAUCCGGUGCUGAUAUUACAACUCGAGGAAGCUAUUAUCCCAACAAGAGCAUGGCCACCGCUGCGAACCCGCCAUUAUACCUUCACAUCACAAGUUUGACAAAGUCUGGUCUGGAGGCUGCUGUUGCCAAAGUCAACGAACUUAUGCAACAGGAGCUCCCCCAGCUCGUUGACGAGAGACGUUUCCAGCGCAGAGACCAGCGAGAAGCUGAGCCUCAAGAUCGUGGUCGCCGCAAGUGGCUUGAAGAGAAGAUCCCCAUCGACCUCGACCCCGUCCCCCGAUUUAACCUCCGUGCUCAGAUUGUCGGUCAAGGCGGUUCAUACGUGAAGCAUAUCCAGAACGAGACUAGGUGUCGCGUUCAGAUCAAGGGCCGAGGCUCCGGAUUCUUAGAGCGUGAGACUAACCAGGAGAGCGACGAGCCCAUGCAUCUCCAUGUUACUGGACCCGAGCCUGACAUGGUUGAAAAAGCAAAAGAGCUUUGCGAAGAUCUUGUGAUGAACGUCAAGGAACAGCACGAAGAGUUCAAAAACAGACCACCUCGUGAUGACCGCGGUGGUUACCGCGGGGAUCGUGACGGAGGUGAUAGCUACCGUGGCAGAGGCGACAGAGGAGAUAACCGCUCCUACGGUCGUGAUUCGAACAAUGGUGGCUACGGCGGCUACGGUGGUGGCCAAGGCGGCCAAGGCGCAGAUGCUGCUGCUGCUGGCGGUGCCAACUCGGCAGAGCUGGCCGCACAGUACGCUCAGUAUUACCAACAGAAUCCGGGUGCAGACCCAUACGCUGCUUAUGGAGGCUACGCUGCCUACGCUGCUUACUAUCAACAGUAUUAUGCCCAGUACCAGGCACAAGCUGAAGGACAAGCGGGUGCAGCUGCACCGCCUCCUCCCCCCAGCGAUGCUGCGCCUCCUCCCCCACCUCCAGCGAACAAUCCUCCCCCACCACCGCCUUCUGGCUCGCCACCCGGUGCUGGAGGAAGCUACGGAGCAGUCCCUCCUCCACCUGGACUGUAAGGUAAAGGGGCUGCUAUUACCAGCUUUACGAGGUGGUUGUUGAUAUUUGGUAAAAAAGAAAAGUGCAUUUGGUUUGGUACACUAACACACUAUGCCAAAGUACAUCGUCGGGUCAUUAGUAGGGACUGACAUAACGUCGAAGAAUAACAUUGACGGGCGCAAUAGGCGAAACGACUACUACUACGGUGGCUCACAAACCCCAGAAUCUUUAAUUUGAGUAUUUUGUUGCUGCUGUUGACAAGGAAGCACUAAUUCCACAGGGGCGGCACGCGCUGCUGCUUACAUUUUGAUAUGGGUACAUGUUCGCUUGUGAUUGCUAUAGCUCACUUUGUCGGCAGGUUCUGUUUGAUGGUCCAGAUACCUUACUCCUGUAUCAGCUUUUGUGAUUGACGAAACCGAAUGGUUUGCCUAGAAGCUUGUAUAGUAGCCGCAAAUAAGAGCAGCGCGCCACCUGAGCGGUGGGCAAUCAGCGCACGUAGAUCCAUGAUAGUACGGCUCUAUUUACAGCAUGAUAAAUAUACCGUACUGCAUUAUAAUAGAUGCCUCGUACUUAGACCCUGGUAUUUAUUAAUAAUUUUAUUGAAAUAUAUAUAGCCUCGUA
Messenger RNA from [Torrubiella] hemipterigena, 2227 nucleotides. NCBI's taxonomy places the organism in Eukaryota, Fungi, Ascomycota, Sordariomycetes, Hypocreales, Clavicipitaceae. The record is from the annotation of a GenBank genome assembly.